This is a messenger RNA of Rotaria sordida, 285 nucleotides long. Lineage: Eukaryota; Metazoa; Rotifera; Eurotatoria; Philodinida; Philodinidae. The record is from the annotation of a GenBank genome assembly.
AUGGAAACGAUCGUUUUAUCAGCUCCAAUUGUUCAAGAUGAAUUGGUAACAAAAAUAUCUAUUGAAGAAAUGAUUACAAAAGUGGAUGAUAUCAAAGAGGAUAUUGAAUUUUUGGAAAUAGUUACUGAUAAACUGUUAUUUUUCAAUCAUACUGUGAUGCCAAUUGAUGAAAAUGUUGAAAUACAUAAUGAUCUUCUUUUUAAAAAUGACGAUACAAUUUCGAAAAUUUUUAAAACUGAAAAUUCUCAAUUAUUUCAAACGAAUUUUUCUGAUAAUCAUGUUUAA